ACGUUACGGUAAUCUUGAAUUCAUCGAAUCGGUCUUGAAUGUCCGAUUACCGGUUCGGUUUGUUCCAAUUUGUGUUUCCGGUUUCAUCGCACCGGACCGGACAGAUGUCUGCAUCUAUUUAAGAGUGAGAGGGCAGGAGCCGCACCCAAACGGUUAAAACUGCUAUUUCUCUGUUCCUCCUGCUCUGUUUUGUCAUCCACAAACCACGGAGGAGGAGGAGGAAUUGAGGAGAAAAAUGCAGAUUCAAAGCAAAAGCUGCAAAACCCUAAAGUUAACCGCUUUACUCCCUUCUCCACAAAACCCUAAUCUCAGAAGAACCCCAUUUCGUUCAUCCAUCAGUUUCGGCGAACCGAAGCGGCCGUACCCGAGGCUUCGAGGCUCUCAAUACGGGCCAAAGUUCCUCCGAGUCGUGAACUCGAGCCGGGAACUCAUAAUCGAGAGAGAAACCGAGGGCGAUGCCGUUUCGAUACCUCAGGGGAGCGAAGAAAUCAAUGAAAUGGAAGAACAGGAGAAGGAGGGGUUGGAGAGUGAAAGCAUGUGGGGACAGAUAAAGGAGAUAGUGGUGUUCACAGGACCUGCGGUGGGGAUGUGGGUGUGUGGUCCGUUGAUGAGUCUCAUCGACACUGCCGUCAUCGGCCAAGGAAGCUCCCUCGAGCUCGCCGCUUUAGGUCCUGGAACAGUGCUUUGUGAUAAUCUGUGUUAUACUUUCAUGUUCCUCUCCGUCGCCACUUCCAACUUGGUCGCCACCUCUCUUGCUCGCCAGGACAAAGAGGAAGUGCAGCAUCAGAUAUCGGUGUUGCUGUUCAUAGGAUUGGCAUGUGGGUUCUUCAUGUUUUUAUUCACCAGACAAUUUGGAUCAUGGGCUCUCACUGCUUUUGCUGGGGCAAAGAAUCUGGAUCUUCUGCCUGCAGCCAAUACUUAUGUUCAGAUUCGUGGAUUUGCUUGGCCUGCCGUUCUCAUUGGGACAGUUGCUCAAAGCGCAAGCCUGGGGAUGAAAGAUUCGCGCGGACCUCUCAAGGCAUUAGCAGUUGCAGCUGCAAUCAACGGUGUGGGGGAUGUUGUCUUGUGCCGUUUUCUUGGUUGUGGCAUCGCUGGUGCAGCUUGGGCUACUAUGGUUUCACAAGUGGUUGCAGCAUAUAUGAUGAUGGAUGCUCUUAACAAGAAAGGAUAUAACGCCUUCUCCCUCACAGUUCCUUCUCCUUCUGAGCUUCUGACCAUCCUCGGACUCGCUGCUCCUGUCUUUGUAACUAUGACAUCCAAGAUAGCUUUCUACACACUUCUUGUAUAUUUUGCGACAUCGAUGGGCACAAACGUUUUAGCGGCUCAUCAGGUUAUGAUUCAGGCCUACUGUAUGUGUUCUGUCUGGGGAGAGCCUCUCUCUCAGACUGCACAAUCCUUUAUGCCCGAGUUGUUAUACGGUGUUAACCGUAACUUGCCUAAGGCAAGAAUGCUUCUCAAGUCACUUGCAAGCAUUGGAGCUACAGUUGGUUUGGUCGUAGGAACUCUCGGGACAGCGUUUCUGUGGCUGUUUCCGGGCAUAUUUACGCCUGACAAGGUUGUCGUGAAGGAGAUGCACAAAGUGCUGAUAUCGCAGUUUCUUGCCUUAGCCGUGACACCAAUUGCUAUGAGCUUUGAAGGCACCUUACUGGCAGGAAGAGAUCUGAGAUACAUGAGUAUAUCAAUGAGUGGAUGCUUUGUCUCAGCAGGGCUUCUACUAAUGCUUCUGAGCAAUCGAGGAUAUGGCUUGCAAGGCUGCUGGUUCACCCUCGUCGGCUUCCUAUGGGCAAGGUUCUUUCUGUCUCUUGGACGGCUUCUUUCACGGGAUGGCGUCCUCUAUGUUUCAGAUGCUCCAUCCAUAGCGUGAGGGUCCUCUCUCUCUCCCCCCCUAUGCUUCGGACAACCAACGACCGUAUCCUACUUCAUGUUUUCCUUUUUUUUUUGGGAGAUGUGCGUUCCCAUGCGUAACCUUCUCGAACGUAUAUGUAUACGCAUGGUUUUUGACGACAAUCUAGUGAAGGAUGGAUGGCAUUUGAUCGAACGCAGCUUUGUCAUUGUGUCCCAUUUUGCCCAAGAACCAUAACAUACGUCACGUUCUAUA
Molecule: messenger RNA, 2098 nt
Organism: Tarenaya hassleriana
Lineage: Eukaryota; Viridiplantae; Streptophyta; Magnoliopsida; Brassicales; Cleomaceae
Product: protein DETOXIFICATION 46, chloroplastic-like
Exons: 14
Coding region: 236-1864 (542 amino acids)
Biological process (GO): transmembrane transport
Cellular component (GO): membrane
Molecular function (GO): antiporter activity; xenobiotic transmembrane transporter activity
Source: RefSeq, a predicted model, not a curated record